GGAAACGCGGCCUAGUCCGCCGCCGCCGCUACCGCCGCCAGCCGGGCCCGGCCGCCGGGGGAGGAGGCGGGGUUGCCAUGGCGACGGGAGCUGGUUGAACGUGGCAUCUGUGGACGACUGUAGAGAAUUCCGAUCUGCCUCUCCUCGACAGGUAUGGCUGUGACUGCAAGCAAAAGCCAGCAAGGACUUCACUGGAGUGUUACCCGUUGUGUCCCUGCCCAAACAGAACAGUCUCUCUUUCUCUCAAUCAAAAGGCAACCCUCAGAUCAGUGACUCGUGCUGAGACACGGGAAGUGGGAUUCUCCAAGGCCAGGUGGACUAGAUUUGGAUGGAUGAAUUUGGAGUGGCAGGACCCUACACGGUCCAGAAUCCAGCACCUCACAGCAUCCUCCUGGCCUUCACAAGAUGCGUAUCACUUUCUGCCAAGCUGUGCUCGCAGUUGCCAUAGCAUUUAACCUGCUAGUUCUUUAUUACAUCUCAAGGUUACAGCAGCACGUGCUGCACCGCCACAGGGACCACGCACAGCCUAGCUCCCGUCAACCGGUUAGUCCCCUGAGGCCUGGGGUGACCAUUCUCAUUAGGGAGUUUGAAGACUUUGAAAACUACGUUCCCGAUGUGGUGCGGUCUUUCACGAAGCAGGAACCAGAGCUGCCCGUUGUGGUGGCGGCAGACCACUUGCCGUACCCUCCCAUGAUGCUUCCUCCCGCCCCCAAUGUUCAGGUGAUCCUUCUCAAGCCAGCUGCCGACCAGCCUGCCCAUGUAUUUAGGCCCGAGACGUAUGUGAGAACAGAGCAUGUCGCCCUGGUGCCCGACGGGGUGAAGGCAGAUGCAACAUCCCAGCUGGAGCGGAUGCUGGAAGAGUUCAAGGCCAGCCCAAGCAAGGUUGCGAUGGUUGCCGCUCCCGUACACUCAAUGGCUCCCCUCCAGUGCCUGAACCUCCAGGUCAGCCUUAAAAAAUGGACUGCCGAGUACAUAGCGGCGCCUCCUUCCUCCAAGCUGUGCACAGCCUUGAAGGGGAAGGCUGUUCUCCUUUUCCGCACCAAGGACCUCUUCAACCUCUCCAUGCCCUUGGCCAAGCCUUUGCUGACUUCCAUCUUCAUCCAGACCUCCCUGCGAGGGUGGGCCGUCCGCAUCCUUGACAUCUCUUUCUCAGUGGUCCAUCAGCCUCUGCUCACCUCCUCCCACAACCAGUGGAAGGCCGACAACCUUGCCAGAUCCAACCGGCUGCAGCUCUUCCGAGAUUUUGGAAUCAAGCGGGUAAUCCUGGAGGAUGGAAAGGAGCAGUGGUUUGGGUGCAGCAAGGAGACGCCGCGGUGUUUCGGAACCAUCCAUGACGACACCCCGGAAUACCUCUACCAAAACCGCUGGACCCCGCCUUGCUGCCUCAAAGCAUUGAGGGAAACCGCCAAAUAUGUCAUCAACAUCUUGGAGACAUCAGGGGUGCGAUACUGGCUGGAAGGGGGGACGCUCCUUGGGGCAGCCCGUUACCAUGACAUUAUCCCGUGGGAUUAUGAUAUCGAUCUAGGCAUCUACUUGGAAGACAUCCCCAACUGCGAGCUGCUCAGGAAUGCCGAGUCUGGCUCCAUUGUUGACGAGAAGGGCUUUGUCUGGGAGAAAGCCAUUGAGGGGGACUUCUACCGAGUGCAGUACAGCGAACACAAUCACUUGCACGUUGACCUGUGGCCCUUCUAUCCCAAGAACGGUUUGAUGACCAAGGAUACUUGGAUGGACCACCGCCAGGAUAUUGAGUUCCCCGAACACUUCUUGAAGCCUCUCGUCCCCAUCCAGUUUGCUGGCUUCCCUGCUCUAGUGCCCAACGAUUACCGAGGCUUCCUGGAACUGAAGUUUGGAGAAGGGGUAAUCGAAAACCCUGAAUAUCCAAAUCCAGCAUUGAAGAAAAUGGAUAAGGAAAACUGAAUGGGAUAUUUUGGUUGUCUGGGUCUUAAGAGGAGAGGCUUUUGAGGAUCUCGGAGCUAAUAUUUCCUCUUUCUUGAACACUAAUCACAUGUAAACCGUGGUGUAGUCAGGUGUUUAUACCUGCCGGUUGCCAACAGCAAAACUUCUGUAUGGAGUGAGAUAUUUGCAACACUGAAUUAUUUCAAGGUCAGAGCACUGAAUGUACACAAAGUCAUUUGCCUUGUUGGAUCAGGCCAAAAGUUCACAUAGUCUGGUGUCCUGUUUCCAAAGAUGCCUCCAGGAAGCUCUCAAGAAGGGCCUGAAGAUAACACCGCCCUCCCCUGUUAUUUUCUCCCAAAGGUGAACUGCCUCUGCACACGACAGACACAUUUGAAAGGGUAAAAUUAGGAAGGAUGGUUGUUGCAACAAGCUGCAGUUUAAUGUAUGAGGGUUUGCUGUGGCGGCCGUGGAAAACAUUUGAUGGCGACAGCAGAUUGUUUUAGAAAGAGUCACACAGCAAAGCAAAGAAAAACAGCCGCAGGACUGUAAGACGCAUUCCUCAGUUAUUUUGUGCCCCUCUCCUUUAGGAUUUAGUGCGUGCACACACAUACACACAGGGCUUUUUUUCUGGUAAAAGAGGUGGUGGAAUUCAGUGGGCUGCCAGCACAGGGGGCAACUCUUGGCGGGAGGUAGUGCCCCUGGUACCACAUGCGUGUGCGCAAAGUGCACACACGCUCCCAGGACUGUACAAUGACAUCACUUUGGGUCAGCUGGAACAAAGGGGGAGUUUUUAAAAGUUUAAAUCGCUCUCAGAGAAAAAGGUCACAUGGCUGGUGGCCCC
This is a messenger RNA of Eublepharis macularius, 2737 nucleotides long. RefSeq names its product fukutin related protein (gene FKRP). Gene Ontology annotation, biological process: protein O-linked glycosylation via mannose. Lineage: Eukaryota; Metazoa; Chordata; Lepidosauria; Squamata; Eublepharidae. Bases 406 to 1917 code for a protein of 503 amino acids. The record is from RefSeq and is a predicted model, not a curated record. Gene Ontology annotation, cellular component: Golgi apparatus. The transcript has 4 exons.